AUGGAGACCUACAGAUACCCGUGCUGUGACUGCGAUGAGGACUACGAUGCUAGCGUACAGUGCGAAAAGUGCCAAGAAUGGUACCACUUCGAGUGCGUUGGUGUCGACGAAUCUGUUGCGGAGGUGGUCUGGUUCUGCUCGACUUGUGUCGGUGAGGAUAGAUCGAUCAGACAGUCGUUGGGUGUACCAGGUCAAACUCGGAUUCAUCCGAUGGUGAUCAAUCAUCCAGGAAGUCAGACGGAAAGUAGCGGGAAAAAGGUCGAUAAGGUAGCGAGUAAGAACAUAUCUUUGACUAAAGGUCGCAUUAGUAGGGCAGUAGCGCAGGAUGAAGAUGAUGGCAACACAAAUAAAACAUCAGAACAGGAGCAGGAAAGUUCAGACGAUGAAGAACUAGAUGUGCAAACAGAAAAGUCAGAAAACCACACUAGAUUCUUAAACGAUCUUUUAAAAUCGUUAAAUCGUCAUUCAAGUCUACCCGCGCGCGUUAAUCCCACCGAUUCAGUACCGAAGAGUAGCCGAAUUGGGAAAAGUGUGCUCCGGAAAAGUGCCAGUGUACCGUCGGCGGAGUCAACACGAGUUCGUGCGUUGAGAGAACUUCGAGACUUGGAAGAAAGAAACCGUUUGGACGAACUUGAGGAGGAAAAUCAGCAAAAAAUCCUCGAACUUCAACGGAAGCGGAUUGCUAGACGGAAGAAGGCGCUCGAGCGACGGAUGGAGCUGACACAGAUUAUCAACGGUUCUGAUGGCGAAUCAGAUUCAGGGGCCGAAGUUGAAUCGAUGGACAAAAGCGGGAAACCGCAGCCGGAGAAGCAGCUCCCGAAGAGUCUAGGUGCGGUUCGCAAAGAUCCAAAGAAAAGGUCCGCCGAAAAUGAUAUACAGGACCUGUUCGAUCGUUUCAAGGAACUUCUGGAAGAUCGAAAUGGAAGUAAACCCCAGAAGCCAGUACCAGGAAAGUCCACAAGAACGAGAUCAUUGCUUUCUGCAAAUCCGAGACUGCCUCGUCCGUCUUUCAAGAAAGAUGAUGAAGCACUAGAGUCAAUCCUCGACGGUGGGGACUACAAAGGCGAUAAAGUAGUUGCGGAUGGACCGACACGGCUCCAGAUAGCGUCUCGACAGGUAUUUCCGAGGAGCCUGCCGAAGUUUUAUGGAGCAGCAGAAGAGUGGCCGAUCUUUAUCAGCGCCUACGAGCAGGCAAACCAGUCCUGUGGAUUCACCAACGCAGAGAAUUUGGUCCGUCUACAGGAUGCUCUGAAGGGGAAAGCAUUGGAUACGGUUCGAAAUCGUCUGCUUUUGCCGGAGAACGUGCCGUUGAUCAUCGAGAAGCUGAGGAAGAGAUUCGGGAAUCCGGAGAUCCUGUCAACCAGAUUGGCGACAAAGAUCCAGCAGCUAGAGGGACCAAGCUCGGAGAGUUUGGAGUCGGUGAUCGAGUUCGGAAGUGCCGUCGAAGAGUUUACUCAGCAUCUCAAAGCGGCCGGGCUGAUGGACCACUGGAAGAACCCAAUUUUGAUGCAGAGUCUAGUUCAGAAGCUGCCGUCGUACUAUGCCAUGGAGUGGGUGGACUACAAGCGACGCGCACAGUCAGUCGACUUGGAAACAUUCGGUGCAUUCAUGGAAGGUCUCGUAGAGAAGGCGUUGGAAGCAACCUUCGAGAAGGCAGAUGCAAAGGAGAAGGGUAAGAUGCGAAAUAGACCACAAACGAAGGCUUUCGUUCACGUCACGGAUGGAGAUAGCGGCCGGUCUGGGAGUGUGAUGUCAGCUGGGAAGAAUUCGUCACCCCAACCCCAGCGCCGAGAGUUGAAGUGUUCCGUGUGCCAAAAGUCUGGGCAUUACGGAAGGAACUGCCAGGAAUUGCUCAAACAGAGUGUUGCAGAGCGGUGGAAAACGGUGACUCGGUUGAACCUCUGUCCACUCUGGCUUUACGACCAUGGACAACGAUCAUGUCGUAUAAGAGUUCGUUGCAAGGUAGAUGGCUGUCCGGAAAACCACAAUGCCCUUCUUCAUGGUGGACCAGCCGGAUACUCGCGAACUCAGGUGCAGUGUAAUAGUCAUCGUCAGUCGAAAUGUGCAGUUCUGUUUAGGAUGGUUCCAGUGACGCUGUACAACGGCAAGAAAAGAGUAGAUACUCUAGCACUCAUCGAUGAAGGAUCUUCGGUUACCAUGGUGGACAGUGAAUUGGUGAGAACGUUGGGUGCCGAUGGAGCAGUGGAACCACUGCAGAUGACUUGGACAAACGGCGUACAGCGCACGGAGUAUCAGUCGAAGAAAGUGGUGCUUGAGAUAUCUGCCAGAGACUCGUCGAGUAGAUACGAUCUGCUGGAAGCUCAUACGGUGCACAGGUUAAACCUCCCUGCACAGAAGCUGGAUUCAGCGAAGUUGGUCAAGGAGUUUAAGCACCUUGAAGACAUCGACAUUCCCAGUUACGAGAGAACUACACCGAAGGUGCUGCUGGGGAUCGAUAAUCUUCACUUGAUCGCCCCGCUUGACUCACGAAUCGGAGAAUCUGAUAAACCAGUUGCCAUUUUGUGCAAGCUCGGCUGGACGGCUUAUGGCCCACAACCAAACGUCGUAGGAAAGGUGCAUUUUCUGGGACACCAUCGGUGCUCGUGUGAGGAGUGCAGUAAAGCGGAUAAGGAUCUGGACGAGGCGAUGAAGAAACAUUAUCAACUUGAAGACGUCGGAGUGUCACCUAUUCGUUUAGAAUCGAAGGAAGAUCGUAGAGCACGCGAGAUUUUGGAGAAGACCACUCGAAGAGUGGGUAGCAGGUUCGAGACAGGAUUACUCUGGAAAGAAGAUGAUGUUCGAUUUCCGGAGAGUUUAGACAUGGCCAUGAAGCGGUUGCGAUGUUUGGAAGCUCGGAUGAACCGGAAUCCUGGAGUGCAGGAAUGUUUGCAAAAGCAGUUGGAAGAAUAUCUUGCCAAGGGCUACGCGCAUCGUAUCACCGAGCAGGAGUUAAAGGAGACGCCGAAGAGUAAAGUUUGGUACCUACCGCUUAACUACGUGGUACAUCCGAAGAAACCUGGCAAGGUGUGGUUGGUCUGGGAUGCGGCAGCGAGGGCUCAUGGAGUCUCGCUUAACGAUAAGCUGUUGAAGGGUCCAGACAUGAUAACGUUGCUACCAGCUGUUAUAAGUGGAUUCCGCGAGAGAAACGUGGCGUUUGGAGGUGACAUUAGGGAAAUGUUUCAUCAAGCAUGGGUUCGUGCAGAAGACCGUCAGGCACAACGGUUCCUAUUCGUGGGUCCGGUGGAAACGUACGUGAUGGAUGUGGUUAUCUUUGGCUCGACCUGUUCGCCUUGCUCCGCACAGUACGUGAAAAACUUGAACGCGCGGGAACAUGCCGAGCAGUAUCCGGAGGCUGCCGAUGCUAUCGUCCGAAAGCACUAUGUCGACGACUAUUUCGACAGUGCCGAUACAGUAGAGGAAGCGGUGAGACUAGCGAUGGAUGUGCGACGUGUACACGCCAACGGUGGGUUCGAGAUUCGGAACUGGGUUUCCAACUCACAGGAAGUGUUACGUCAGCUCGGAGAGGAGAAGUCUGUGGUGAAACCACUAGAAGUAGACAAGCAUUGCACUACGGAGAGAGUCCUGGGAGUGCUGUGGGACCCGGAAGGUGAUCACUUCGUUUUCUCAACGGAGAUUCGCCAAGACCUUCAGCCCUACAUUCGGGAAGGUGCUUGGCCAACAAAGAGGAUUGUGUUGCGGUGCAUUGCCAGCAUGUUCGAUCCGAAACAGUUCCUGGCUCCGCUGUUGAUACACGGACGGAUCAUUUUGCAGGAUUUAUGGCGUAGCGGCAUAGGUUGGCACGAGAAGCUCACGGAAGCUCACUACAAGCGGUGGGUGCAGUGGACACAGCUAUUCCAUCUAAUCGAUGAGAUUCGUGUUCCACGGUGUUACCUCGGCGGAUUGGACUCGAAGGUCUAUGAAACGGUGCAGUUACACGUUUUCACUGACGCUGGAGAUGCGGCAUAUGGAUGCGUGGCCUACUUCAGGUUCGAGGACGGCGAAGUCGUUCACUGCACAUUCAUUGAGGCCAAAGCGAAGGUGGCGCCAUUACAGUACCUGUCUACACCACGGUUGGAGCUAGAAGCGGCUGUUCUCGGUGCGCGAUUGACAAAGUCGAUCUGCGAUGCCAAUUCCGUUCCGGUUGCGAAGCACUUCCUGUGGUGUGACUCGGAUACGGUAGUAUCAUGGGUGAAAUCGGACCAACGAAGGUAUAAGCCGUUCGUUGCCUAUCGUAUUGGCGAGAUCCUCAGCAUCACGAAUCCAGAAGAUUGGCGUUGGGUAGGAACGAAGGACAAUCCAGCGGACGAUUUGACGAAGUGGGGCAAAGGAACGGAGAUCAAGUCGGGAAGCCGAUGGUUCCAUGGACCGGAUUUUCUGUAUCACGGAGUGGAAGAAUGGCCGAAGCAAAAGCGUCCAAAGGUGCCGAAGAGCUCCGGGCGAGAGUGCUGCUGCAUCACAUCGUGUUACCCGAGGGGUUUACGGAGAGGUUGCAGCAUAUUUCGCGUUGGACAGUAA
Messenger RNA from Ochlerotatus camptorhynchus, 4515 nucleotides. RefSeq lists its product as uncharacterized. The transcript has a single exon. The record is from RefSeq and is a predicted model, not a curated record. Bases 1 to 4515 code for a protein of 1504 amino acids. NCBI's taxonomy places the organism in Eukaryota, Metazoa, Arthropoda, Insecta, Diptera, Culicidae.